Annulohypoxylon truncatum is the source of this 1001-nucleotide messenger RNA. RefSeq names its product putative short chain oxidoreductase/dehydrogenase. The record is from RefSeq and is a predicted model, not a curated record. Bases 86 to 952 code for a protein of 288 amino acids. NCBI's taxonomy places the organism in Eukaryota, Fungi, Ascomycota, Sordariomycetes, Xylariales, Hypoxylaceae. The transcript is spliced from 3 exons.
GAAUGUUCAUCCAUCGUACAAAGAAUUCACUCUCAGAUCCAAAAUUAAAUCAUAAAUUCAUACUUGCCUAAACUCUUCAAACAUCAUGGCUGAAACUCAAGUCUGGCUCAUCACAGGGGCAUCCCGUGGCCUCGGUCUCGAACUCACCAAAACUGCCCUGAAGGCUGGGCAUAAAGUCGUCGCGUGCUACCGAAGCAAGGCUAAACUCGGUACCGCUUUGGCAGAAAUCGAGGCUCUUGGCGGAACCUGGUUACAGCUCGACGUAGCUGCCGAGGACGUUGAGUCCAAAGUCCAGUCCGUCGUAGCUGAACACGGACAUAUCGACGUCCUUAUCAACAACGCCGGAUACGGCAUGCAUGGAAGUAUCGAGGACACAAGCGUUGAUCAGAUCGACGGCAUCUUCAAAACCAACUUUGUCGGCUCCCUUCGCACAAUUCAAGCUGCGUUGCCGUCCAUGAGAUCGCGUCGCUCGGGAACCAUCGUCAACAUCAGCAGUUCACUGGGCGUAAACCCUGCCCCCGGCUUCGGCAUCUACUCCGCGUCGAAGUUUGCUCUGGAAGCCGCCACCGAAGCCCUCCAAGCCGAACUAACCACAUUCAACAUCCGCACCCUUCUCAUCGAACCCGGGGCGACAGCCACCGAAUUCGCCGACCCGUCGGGGACCGGCGUCCAGGUACCCCUAGGCUCGGCCUACGAAGGCACCGCGGUGCACUAUACCCGCGAAAUCGUGAAGUCGCCCGAGUACCUCAGCCAAGCCGCCCCACCGGCCAAGGUCGCGCAGCGGAUCGUCGAGGCGGUGGACCGGACGGGGGUUUUCGCCGGCAAGGAGGAGGAGGUCGGCCUCCGGAUCCCGCUCGGCGCGGACACCGGCUCGGAGGUGGAGAAGCGGGCUGCUAUGAUGGCGGGGCUGGCGAAGGAUGGGAAGGAUUUGUGGAUGAGUAUUUACACGUAGUGUACUCUUGUCUGUGGUGAAAUUCGAGAAGGUUGUGAUCGUUGGAGGC